AUGGAGCACGUCUGCGCACGUUGCGCAAGACUUGGCUUCGGAUCCAAAAUCACCUCUCCCUCACCUGCUCUAGCUGGUGUCGCUAGAGCAUUUUCCACGUCAAGGACAUGCUAUGAUGAAGGAGAUAAAAGGCCAUCAUCCUCAUCACCUCCACGAGGCAGACCCCUACCUGGCACUCCAUUACGCAGAAAUACCCCAUCGAGUACAGGAGCCGGUGCGGCAACCCCUCGCCCAGGAGGCAUACAACUGCAACGUACAGACGGACCACGAACCCAGACUGCCUCAGGAGCCAACACGGGCACUGGCACUGGGACGGCUACAGGACCUAGGAGUGGUGUAGGAGCCGCAGGGCGCACACCUCCGUCUAAUCGCGUCCUCCAACGCACGGGACCACCUCGUCCAAGCCAAGGUCAACUUCUCGUCCGACGAACACAACCGGGUCAAACCCAAAAGCAAGGCCCAGGACAAGGGCAAGGUCGCAACCAACAAGCACAGGGCCAACGAUUCGGCCCACGAGCCGGGCCACGAGGCCCAGGUCAAUCCCAAUUCCAAUCUCGAACUCCCGGCGGCGGCGGUGGUCCUUCGAACACCAACACCAACACCAAUCGCACGGACCGACGCGUCCGCCGCCUCGCAGAAAACACCGCCUCGCGAUCCGCCGAAGAAGAAGACCCUUCGUCCUUCCACGCCCAAGACCUCCCCACCCGCGUUGAGAAUUACAUCAGCACGAUCGUCGACCCGCCCGUCAACCCGACCACCGAACUUCCCCACACCCCCGGCACGACCCUCGCCGAGACGGAGCUGCGCAAGGACUGGCCCAACACCCCGCUCAGCAACGCCGGGCUGGUGGAAAGCGUGCAGCAGCGCAUCGAAUGGCUCGCCCACCGGUUGCCGCACGGCUACCAGACGCCCAACCAACUCGCCAUGCACUACACGCGCGGCUAUCUCACGCGCUUCGAGUCCGUGCAGGAGCGCGACGAGGUCCUCUCCAUUUCACGGCAGCUGGCGCAGAAGUGGGCGGAUCGCGACACCGAAAAGUCUGGCAGCUCGGGAGAAGUGCAGCCCGAGAACAUGGACUUUGAUAGCAUUGCAGACAGAGAGGGUGAGCGCAACGGGCUGGCGGAGACGUGGGUCAAGGGCGUGUAUCCUGUGGUGCAAAAGCAAAAGAUGCCGUUUCUCGAUCAGAUCGUCAGGAAUCUGAAUAACAAUGGCACAGUGACACCAGGCAAGGCCGAGCAGUUCAUGCAGACGGUGCAAAGUGUCAUUGUUUCCAGGCAGCCGUCGCAAGGUGGAGGUCAGGCGCCGAAGGUGGCUCAGAAAUAA
This is a messenger RNA of Cladophialophora carrionii CBS 160.54, 1323 nucleotides long. RefSeq lists its product as uncharacterized. The record is from RefSeq and is a predicted model, not a curated record. Lineage: Eukaryota; Fungi; Ascomycota; Eurotiomycetes; Chaetothyriales; Herpotrichiellaceae. The transcript has 2 exons. Bases 1 to 1323 code for a protein of 440 amino acids.